Molecule: messenger RNA, 1532 nt
Organism: Equus quagga
Lineage: Eukaryota; Metazoa; Chordata; Mammalia; Perissodactyla; Equidae
Gene: LIME1
Product: Lck interacting transmembrane adaptor 1
Exons: 7
Coding region: 391-1293 (300 amino acids)
Biological process (GO): regulation of non-canonical NF-kappaB signal transduction; regulation of release of sequestered calcium ion into cytosol; regulation of canonical NF-kappaB signal transduction
Cellular component (GO): B cell receptor complex
Molecular function (GO): protein kinase binding
Source: RefSeq, a predicted model, not a curated record
UUCUCCCAGAUGAGGCGAUCAGAGCCCAAGGUGCCCCACAUGUUGCCUGACACCCAGAAAUGGGUGGAGCGCGGUGCUGCAGUGGUGGGAGGAGACUGUGAACCGCAGCAGGCCUUGGGGAGUGCUGUUAAGGAGGCAGGAGGACCUGGGUGGCGUGGGUUGGGAGCCCGUGAGCCUGGGUUUAGCCCCAACACUCAGCGGCCAUGAGACCGCCCAGUUCCCAUGUGUGCUGGGCCUGUCUCCUCACCAGCUCGAGCCCCCCUCACCGUGGGUGGAGACGACGUGAGUUAGUCUCGGAACAGUGCCAGCUCGCAGCUCACACCCACCAGUAACGUCUAGACCCCAGGCGGGGGCCACAGCAGCUCCCCAAGGGGCCAAGCUCUGUAGAGGAUGGAUGGGCAUCACCCGAGACAAGGCCCAUGCCUGGGCAGGGCAGGGCCACAGGCCAGUCCUCAGCUUCACAGGAUGGGGCCACAGGUGCCCGCAGCCCCUCCUGCCCUCUGGGUCCUGGGGUGCCUUGCCCUGCUCCUCUUGCUGUGGGCGCUGUGCGCAGCCUGCCGCAGGAAGCAGACACAGAGGCAGCAGGCCCGCCUGCAGGGCAGUGUGAUGCGGGCUGAAGUGUCACUGCUGAGACGACCCCACCUCUGCUCCCUCAGCAAGUCGGACACCAGACUGCAUGAGCUGCACGGGGGCCCUCGUGGCAGCAGAGCCCUGCGGCCUGCCAGCAUGGAUUUCCUGCGCCCACAAUGGCUGGAGGAGUCCAGAGGCACCAUCAGGCCUCCAGCAGCCUUCUCACACCGGGAGCUGCCCCAAGCACCCUCCAUCAGCCCCGAGGCCACCUAUUCCAACGUGGGGCUGGCUUCGAUUCCCAGGGCCAGCCUGGCAGCCAACCCUGUGGUGUGGGCAGGGGCACGACUGACCAGCAGCUGUGCCAGGCCUGGGCCUGAGGUCAGACCCGUGGUGGCUGAGUAUGGUUGCAUCCAGAAGCUCCAGGGAACAGGUCCAGGCCCCCAAGCCCUGGAGCAGAGGAAGGCCCAGGUGAUCCCAGCUGCUGAGGUGGACAUCCUGUACUCCAAGGUUAACAAGCCUAAAAGGAGGAGCCCAGGACCUGUCAUAGACCAGCCGGACCCCAAGGGCAGGGGUGCGAUUCUGGUUCUGGGGAGUGACCGGGCCUAUGAGGCCCUCCCACUGAGGGGCCGAGGCGUGGACAACAGCCUUCUGGAAAACGUGUAUGAAAGCAUCCAGGAGAUGGGGGCCCCUGAGCGCCUGAAGCCGCCCAGCUCUGGCUAUUAGCACGAGUGGACACGUGCAGGGCACACAGGCCCCUGGCUGCCUGCCCCAGCCCGUGGAGGGCUCUCCAAUUGCUCCCUGCCCCGAGCACCAAGCGCAAAUGUUCCUUCCUCCACCCGCCCCACAGCCCACAGCACAAGUUCCAGAUCCCAGGGCUGCCAGCCUGAGGGCCCCGGGGCCUUGGCUGCGUGGCCUCUCCGGGCCAGCGUCUCAAUAAAUCCCCUGCGCGGAGGAGGAACGCA